Molecule: messenger RNA, 960 nt
Organism: Acytostelium subglobosum LB1
Lineage: Eukaryota; Evosea; Eumycetozoa; Acytosteliales; Acytosteliaceae
Exons: 3
Coding region: 1-960 (319 amino acids)
Biological process (GO): DNA damage checkpoint signaling; DNA repair
Cellular component (GO): nucleus; checkpoint clamp complex
Source: RefSeq, a predicted model, not a curated record
AUGUCAUAUCAAUCAUCAGUUGCAACUGGAACAAAUACAGCCAAUAAUCAAAGUGGAACAGGAACAAACACUACAACAUCACCACCUGAUUACGCCAAUCUUGUUGCCAAGCAUGACAAUGCAAAGGUCAUCGCAUCAGUGCUCAACACCAUACUACCCAAAGGAGAGGAAUCAAGACGAAAGGAUGGCCAAGUUAUAUUGGCGAUAGUUACACUGAGUCAACAAGGCAUUAGGUUCACUGUCGAGGUUGGAAGACAGUAUCAGGCGACGGCACUGCUAAAGAAGUCAUUGUUUGCAGAGUAUAUGUUUAAUCCACCACCCGAGGAGGAUGCCAUUGUAUUCAAGAUCAACCUCUCCAUCCUAAUGGACUGUCUAAGCAUGUUUGGUUCAAACAACAACUCAUUCACCGCCAUCACAAUCAUUCAGCGCAGUGGACAUCCCUUCACUAUACUUCUGGAGGAGAAUGGAGUUCAAACAAGUUGCUCACUCAAGACAAUGAGUUGUGACAACCCUUUGCUCUUUGAGAUCGACUCUUCACCAUUCAACAGAGUCUUGGUAUCUAGCGACAACCUUUUGGAGGCAUUCGGUGAGUUGGACUAUUCAUCGCAGACUGUCACCAUCAUACUGUCAGAGACAUCAGAGCAUAAUAGGGAUGGUGGCUCACCACCAAUGUUCAAGUUGGCAACCAAUGGUACAUCUGGACAAUAUACAGUGGAGUACAACGAAGACUUGUUCGAAUUCAAGGACUGCAAGCAGACAAUAUCACAUAGCUUCCCAUUAUCACUGAUACAGCCUGCCAUUCGUGCAUUGGCCGUCACCAACAAGACGAGGAUGACGAUGAACACUGGUGGUCUACUACAUUUCGAGCAUCAACUAUUGUUCGAGGAGAAGCGAUGUCAUUUGGUAGAGUUCUACAUCGUGGCACAACAUCCAGAUGAGAAUGAGAUGCACUUGGGUUGA